AUGUCCCUUCCAGAGCCAGCCAAACCACGUCGUAGCGUGCUCGCCGCCGUCGUCUAUCUUCCGUUCACCGUGUUCAUCGCGUUCCUUGCCACUGUCCUGCCUGCUCUCCGCCCGUUCGCCCCCAGGCUCGUCCCUCUUUUCGUCUGCUCCUUGUUCAUUCCCCUUGUUCUCCUGCUUUCCUUCUCGGCUGCCUAUGUAGUAUGGUCCAGUCUCUCAGUUAGCUGGCAAGUCCCAUUGUAUCUACAGUAUGGAGACGGUGUGCCUCCGUAUGCUUUCGUCUUUCUGCCGUCUCUCGUUCCAAACCAGCGUUACGACAUAUCUGUCAACCUCAUUCUCCCUUGUACCGAAGCUAACAUUCAACUGGGAAAUUUCAUGGCGUCUCUCACCCUGUCGACUCUGAACAACAAAACUCUGGAAUACGUCCGAAGGCCUGCCAUAGUCCUGCCGGCACGGAAUCCUUUUUGGCUCUCUAGUAAAACUAUCGACAAGGUCAAAAUCCCUAUGCUGCAGUCUUUCAUUGCUGGAAAGGCGAAUUUAGCUGCAAAAGUUGAGAUUGGUCGACAUGACAGUUGGACUACUCUAGGCCAAGGUUAUGGCCGUGAAGUUAAUGUCGCCUCUGCGAGCCUGCAGGGUUUGGUUGUGCCUCAUGGCAUUCGUGGUUUGGCUAUCCGGUUCCCAUUGAUUUCUGCUCUGGUAUCAGGAGGCAUUUUUCUUUGUAUAUUGAGUGCCAUUCUCGGUACUUGUAUUCUUCCCCUUCUACUACCGGCACCACAGGCAGAAGAAGAAGAAGAAGAUACGUCGGAAGUCAAGGUCGAAAAGACACAGUUGCAAUCAGUGGAUAUCCCCGAAUCCAGGCGAGGGAGGAGGACUAGCAGAAGAAGACGUUCAAGGUCUGUCAAAUCCUCAGAUGACAAAGAGAUCAAGGUAGAGGAAAGUGCGCAAAACAUUAUCCCAGAAGACGACGGUUCUACAAAAAGUCUUCGAAGACGUCCUACAAAACUGGCUGCUCAGUCGGAUGAAGAAUGA
This is a messenger RNA of Psilocybe cubensis, 1026 nucleotides long. RefSeq lists its product as uncharacterized. The transcript has 5 exons. Gene Ontology annotation, biological process: lipid storage; lipid droplet organization. The coding region runs from base 1 to 1026 and encodes 341 amino acids. Lineage: Eukaryota; Fungi; Basidiomycota; Agaricomycetes; Agaricales; Agrocybaceae. Gene Ontology annotation, cellular component: endoplasmic reticulum membrane. The record is from RefSeq and is a predicted model, not a curated record.